Closterium sp. Naga37s-1 is the source of this 840-nucleotide messenger RNA. NCBI's taxonomy places the organism in Eukaryota, Viridiplantae, Streptophyta, Zygnematophyceae, Desmidiales, Closteriaceae. The record is from the annotation of a GenBank genome assembly.
AUGCCCGCUGGAGUCAACAACGACGACCCCGCGCAGGCGGGCGUGGCGGCGGAGCCAAGCACGGCGGAGGCGGACGGAAAGAGCGGUGCUCGGAACCAGCCGUGCGGCGGAGAGAAGAGUGACGGCGGGAAGCGUAGCAGUGGCUCGCGCUCUCCGGAUCCGCGUCAGCAACGUGACGAAGGACGCAGUGGCGGCGCGCGCUCGCCAGACCCGCGGCUGAAUCGUGACGGGGGACGCGGUGGCGGCGCGCGCUCGCCAGAUCCGCGGCUGAAUCGUGACGGGGGACGCGGCGGCGGCGCGCGCUCGCCAGAUCCGCGGCUACAUCGUGAUGGGGGAAGGGGAGGCGGCGUGCGCUCGCCAGAUCCGCGGCAGAACCGUGACGGGGGACGCGACGGCGACAUCUGCGGCCGCUGCAUGAGAAGAGGCGCGGAGGCGGCUACCGCUCGCCAGAUCCGCGGCAGCACCGGGACAGUGGGCGCGGGGGCAGUGCGCACUCGCCAGAUCCGCGGAGGUAUCACGGCGGAAGAAGCGGAGGGGAUCUGCGCUCACCAGAUCCUCAUUACUCUCGUAAUGAGAGACGCGGAGGUGGCUAUCGCUCGCCUGACAUGCAACGGUACCGUGGAGAGAAGUGGGGAAGCGAGGCGCGCUCGCCUGACUGGCACCUGCAACAUGAAGAAAGCCGGGAAGGCGGAUACCGUUCGCAGCAUCGGCAACAGAGCAGGGGCGGGAGGCACAACAGUGGGUCUCGCUGGCCUGGCCGGCGUUGGCAACACGACGGAAGACGUGCCGGUGAGGGAGGACGGGAUCAACGCGGCAGCAGAGAGGGAGGCAGCGGGCUGA